This is a messenger RNA of Drosophila bipectinata, 589 nucleotides long. NCBI's taxonomy places the organism in Eukaryota, Metazoa, Arthropoda, Insecta, Diptera, Drosophilidae. The record is from RefSeq and is a predicted model, not a curated record.
UUUGAGCUAUGGCGAAAUUUCCCCAAUUCUGUAGAAUCGGACACGAGAUAGACUUCUUAUCUUUGAGCUAUAGAAAGCCAUGGGCAUCGGUAAGCUACACAGUCUGCGCUGAACUUUUGAUUAGUAAGAAUGGCUCGUUUUUUUCUCGGUCUGGUGCUGUGCCUCUUUCUUGCCUCCGCUCUAGUCCAGGCGGUUCGCUACAAGCCCUGUGGCGGCUUUUCCAAUAAGUCCUGUGUGCCACGCCAUUUUUGCCAAUUCAGGGAUGGCAGUAUUCCAAGAAACAGAGGAACCUCAGAGUGUCCAAGAACCCAUGCUUGCUGCCCCAACGCGAAUAUUAAUGAGGAGGCUGUACCAGCUCAAUUUGAGCACCGAAACCCUGAAGCAACCGUCAGUGCUGAAACUUCGACUGACACCUCACCAAAAAUCAUAUUUCUGCCGGUUACUCGUAUAAAUAAAAGUUGGACAGAAACUAACCCUUCCCCGGACCCACUGGAACAACCUCAAAUUACUUAUGGAGUACAUAAUUGGAGCCGAAACAAACGGAUCUAGAUGAUGCCGAAGCUGUUCGUUCGACUUCAGGGUAUGAGGG